AUGACAGAACUUUCCAACAAGUUUUCGCUUAAACAACUUGGUUUCCCUCAUUAUUUUCUUGGCAUUGAAAUGAUCCCAACCAAGGAGGGUAUGUUAUUAUCUCAACAUGGUUAUAUUCGAGAACUCUUGGAUAAGUUCAAUAUGGCUGGAGCAAAGACCGUCAACACACCAUUAUGUAUGACUACUCCCCUCAAACUAAAUGAUGGAUCAGCCGCUGCCGACUCAAAGCUAUUCCGUAGUAUCAUUGGUGCAUUGCAAUACGUUACUUUGACAAGGCCAGAUCUGUCCUUUGCAAUUAAAAAAUUGUCACAAUUCAUGCAUCAACCAACACAACUGCAUCUCCAGCAGCUCAAGCGAGUAUUACGGUAUCUAAAACAUACUAUUAAUGAUGCUUUGCGGCUAGCAAAACCACUUCAUCUUAAACUGCAAGCCUUCACCGAUGUUGAUUAG
Lathyrus oleraceus (garden pea) is the source of this 450-nucleotide messenger RNA. RefSeq lists its product as uncharacterized. The coding region runs from base 1 to 450 and encodes 149 amino acids. NCBI's taxonomy places the organism in Eukaryota, Viridiplantae, Streptophyta, Magnoliopsida, Fabales, Fabaceae. The transcript has a single exon. The record is from RefSeq and is a predicted model, not a curated record.